Molecule: messenger RNA, 2918 nt
Organism: Gadus chalcogrammus (walleye pollock)
Lineage: Eukaryota; Metazoa; Chordata; Actinopteri; Gadiformes; Gadidae
Product: monocarboxylate transporter 7-like
Exons: 6
Coding region: 258-2003 (581 amino acids)
Biological process (GO): transmembrane transport; monocarboxylic acid transport
Molecular function (GO): monocarboxylic acid transmembrane transporter activity
Source: RefSeq, a predicted model, not a curated record
UCUCUCUCUCUCUCGGCUAAGUCAAUGUCUAUCUCUCUCUCAUUCAAACCCGGCACAAGGAUCUAUAGUAACCCGAUCGCUCACAAGUCGCGCCUACUACAACUAAUACCAAGACGCAGAAGGUAGUGUAGACCGAGGACCAUGUAGGCAUUACGUGCAACUUAGCCUAGCCUACUAACCUCGCCUCAGAGCGGGAUUUACAGCGGCUUGGCGAGGAGCGAUCCCGGCAACUGUGUCUCAACCGCUCAGCCUCUGCCAUGGCUGUCCAUGGGCUCAGAGGAUGCCUCCUCUUCCGCCCCAACGAGUACCAGGAGAUCCCAGACGGUGGCUGGGGCUGGCUGGUGGCCGUGGCCUUCUUCCUGGUCGAGAUGUUCACCUACGGCACCAUCAAGAGCUUCGGCAUCUUCCUCCAGGACCUGGUGAAGCAGUUUGGGGAGAGCAACAGCAAGGUCUCCUGGGUCCUCUCCAUCUGUGUCUUCAUCAUGACUUUCAUGGCCCCUCUCGCGUCGGUGCUGUCCAACCGCUUCGGCUUCCAGCCGGUUGUUAUGCUGGGAGGGGUCCUCAUCUCCCUGGGAACCAUCGCCACUGCCUUCACCACCUCCAUCUUUCAGAUGUACAUCACUAUGGGAAUGGUUGCAGGCCUGGGCUACUGUCUGACCUUCCUGCCCACGGUGACUAUCUUAUCCCAGUACUUUGACCGCCGACGCUCCCUGGUCACGGCACUGGCUUCCACCGGGGAGUCCGUCGCCAUGUUCGCCCUGGCCCCCGCCUUCUCUGCGUUGCGGGAUCACAUGGGCUGGCGCCACACCAUGGUGGUGAUCGGAGCGCUGCAGGGCAUCAUCAUCCUGUGCGGGGCUCUGCUCCGGCCCAUCGUGAUCCAGCCCGCCCGGCAGGAAGAGAAGGUGGCGCUGAGCCGAGACGAGUCUCCCGCCACAGAGUGGAACCCCUCCCUGACGAAGGCCCGGCACGACGGGGACACGAAGCCGACCCACGGAGACUCGCUCAGCUCCGACGACUCUGGCGUGUCGUCGGAGGAGGGGCCUGAGGGCCGGAUGAUGAAGGACACGUGCGAGAAAAAAGCGACGGGAGUCUGGGAGAGCGACGCGAGGCGAUCAGCCGGCGGCGACGAGGAGGAGAAACUAGGGACGGACGACGAGGUGAAGCGGGAGGACGGAGGCGAGCCGGCAGUCGUCUCCCGGCCCAAGGCGAAGCUCCUCGACUUCUCCAUCCUGCGCGAGGGCAGCUUCAUCUGCUACUCCCUCUUCGGGCUGUGCGCCACGCUGGGCUUCUUCGCGCCGCCCCUCUACAUCAUCGAGCUGAGCGUGAGUCGCGGCGUUGAGCGCGAGCGCGCCUCCUGCAUGCUGUCCAUCAUGGCCGUGGCCGAGGUGGUCGGCCGCCUCUCGGCCGGGUGGCUGCUGUCCCGGCCGUGGGUCAGGAGGCAGAAGCUCAUGGUGCUGCUGGGCUGUGUGGUCGGCAUGACGCUGGUGCUGCUGGCCUUCGCGCUGGUGAGGGAGUUCUACGGCCUGGCCGUGUGCUGCUCCGGGUUCGGCUUCUUCAUGGGCUGCAUAUCGUGCAGCCACAUCCCCAUGUUGGCCGAGGACGACGUGGUGGGCAUCCAGAGGAUGGCGUCGGCGGCCGGGGUCUACGUCUUCAUCCAGAGCUUCGCCGGGCUGGCCGGCCCGCCGCUGGGAGGUUUCUUCGUGGAUAAGACGCAGAACUACGGCUCUGCGUUCUACUCGUGUGCCGCGGGCAUGGGACUGGGCGCCCUCUUUCUGGGCCUGGUGCGCCCUGCCAAGAGGUGGUCCCCCUGCAUGAAGCGCUCGGACCACCCCGAGGGCGAAGCUCAACCGGCCGAACGUCAGGAUGUCACGGAGCGUAGGACAAAACCUUCAGACGAAGGAGGGGCCACUUUGAGAGGCCAUGAAGAGAUAGUGGUUGAUUUGGUCCAGGACCAGCGAGAAGGAGCUGAGAGAAAUGGUAAAACAGAGGCCGGUUAUGUUUGAGAUAAGAAACAACCGCAGUCUUAAAGCGAGGUUCUCUCCAUCUCUCUCUAUUUUCAAACUCACUGUACUCAAUAAAAGCACAAAACAUUCCAUUUAUUUAUUAAAAACAUCGACCAACAGCAAUGGAUAAAAGACAGAAAUAUACAUGACAUUGAUAAUGUGCCUUAUGAAAGAUGUAUUUGCCUAUCUUUUAUAUGUUGGAUGUAAAAAUCCACAAUGUUACACAAUCAGGACAUGGGUGAGUACUGCUGCAAGCCAAAAUAUUUUCUGUUAGUCGGAUGAUGACUAUAUGACUGGGACAUAUUCAUUCUUCACAAACACAUAUGACUAUAGUGUUUAAAGGACAAUAACUGUGGGUGAUUAAACCACUGCAAUGACUUCACAAUACCAAUCUAAUUUGUCAAAAUUACAUUUUAUACUAAUUCUGCAGAAGAGCAAUCAGCGUGUGACUCUGCCACGUAUUAAAACAAUGGCAUAACAGCAUUUUAUAUAUGUAACCAUUGUUGGAGUGAAGCCAGGAGAGACCGAAGGUUUGAUCAUCCAGACAGGUAUUGUGUCUUCAGUCGUCAAAAGUGGCUGGGUUGUGGUACAGAGAAACCAAAUCUGUUGGGGCAGAUACCUGAUCUGUUCUUUGCAAUUUGCUGAAAAUCAAUUACUUACCGCUGAAGGAUCUUGCUGUAAGAAUAAGGAACCGUCUAAAAAACAGGAUGGGAUAAUUAUUUUUUGUCAAAUAAGCAUGACAUGUAGCGAACUACAGUAGUACAAUACACUUAAUUCAGGCACUACAAAGUAUUUAAGAACCUUGAAAUAAAACGUAUUUUAUGUAAAAAUGUUUUUAAUGUAUAGUUCCUUUGUAUUGUUUCACAUGUCAUUUAUCACAACCAAAUGAAUAAAAUAGUAUUUCUUUAUACAUUC